AUGGAAUGUGUUGAUUGGUCGCUGGCCGCGGUGGCUUUGCAUAGUGCCGCUGCGCAAAAACAUCGUUUAGCGUCUUUUCGGCAUAGCAUCGCUGUGGAGAUCAACGUCGUUGUCGCCUUCUCUGUUGCUGUCUUCCGGCGGGUAGAGAUAAUGGGUACGCCGAUGCCGCCUUCUCUGUUGCUGUCUUCCGACGGUUAUUGGAUUGACAUAGAUUUUCUGAGUCUGAAUCAAUUAUUAACUAAAAUGCCAAUGGAUCCAAACGGACCAAACCCCAAGAAAUCCAAAGAUUCGCCAUCAAACUCAGCUAACACCGAGUCAACUAAGUCACCCUCCCUAUUCCCAGAUGAAGUCCUGGAAAAAGUUCUCUCAUUUCUAGACUUGGACAAGGACAGGAGUUCAGUUUCACUGGUUUGCAAGGACUGGUACAAUGCUGAGCGCUGGACAAGAACAAAACUUUUCAUAGGCAAUUGCUAUUCAGUCUCUCCAGAGAUCGUGGCAAGAAGGUUUCCAAAGAUCAAGAGUGUCACGCUCAAAGGGAAACCUAGGUUUUCUGAUUUCAAUUUGGUCCCUCAAAAUUGGGGAGCGGAUGUGCAUUAUUGGCUCGUCAUGUUUGCCAAUGUCUACCCCUUUCUGGAGGAAUUGAGGCUCAAGAGGAUGACUGUCAGCAAUGAAAGCUUGGAGCUCCUGGCCACAUCAUUUCCGGGCUUCAAGGCUUUAUCUUUGAUGAGUUGUGAUGGAUUCAGCACAGAUGGUCUCAAAGCUAUUGCCACCCAUUGCAGGAACUUGAUUGAGCUUGACAUACAGGACACUGAUACAGAUGACUUUUGUGGUGGUUGGUUGAGUUGCUUCCCUGAGAAUUUUGGUUCACUGGAAGUGCUGAACUUUGCCACCCUUGACAGUGAGGUCAAUUUUGAUGCCCUCGAGAGACUUGUUAGUCAGUGCAAAUCUUUAAGGGUUCUCAAGGUCAACAAGAGUAUUACAUUGGAACAAUUACAACGACUGCUUCUGAGGGCUCCUCAGUUGAUGGAGCUUGGUACCGGUUCCUUCCAGCAAGAGCUUUUGCCUGGUCAAUUGGGAGACCUUGGGAGUGCUUUCGGCAAUUGUAAAAAUCUUCGAACUCUUUCAGGUUUAUGGGAAGUCACUUCCAUCUAUCUCCCUGUUCUUUAUGCGGCUUGUGCCAGUCUGACUUUCUUGAACAUGAGCUAUGCGGCUCUUCGAAGUGUUGAAUUUGGAAGUCUUCUUGCUCACUGCCCCAAUUUGAGGCGCCUCUGGGUCCUUGAUACGGUUGAAGACAAGGGGCUCGAGGCUGUUGGAUCCUGCUGCCCCUUGCUUGAAGAACUCCGGGUCUUCCCUGCCGAUCCUUAUGAGCAGCAUCUUCACCGUGGGGUGACUGAGUCAGGUUUUGUGGCUGUAUCUCGUGGAUGCAGCAAACUCCACUAUGUCCUCUACUUUUGCUGGCAGAUGACUAAUGCUGCUGUUGCCACCAUUGUACAGAACUGCCCCAAUUUUACCCACUUUCGCCUUUGCAUAAUGAAUCCAGGUCGGGCAGAUUACCUCACAAAUGAACCCAUGGAUGAGGCCUUUGGUGCAGUGGUUAAAAAUUGCACUAAGCUCCAGAGGCUUUCAGUGUCAGGCCUUCUAACUGAUCUGACUUUUGAGUAUAUUGGGAAGUAUGCCAAAAAUCUCGAUACUCUUUCUGUGGCUUUUGCUGGCAGCAGUGAUCGAGGGAUGCAGUGUGUUCUCGAAGGUUGUCCAAAGCUAAGGAAGCUUGAGAUAAGAGAUUGUCCAUUUGGGAAUGCUGCUCUUCUGUCUGGACUAGAGAAAUAUGAAACUAUGCGGUCAUUAUGGAUGUCGUCCUGUAAUGUGAAAAUAAAUGCAUGUCAGCGACUUGCUAGGGAGAUGCCGAGAUUGAAUGUUGAGGUAAUGAAAGACAAGGAAAGUGAUGAUAAUGGAGCUGACAAAGUUUAUGUCUAUCGUUCAGUAGCAGGGCCAAGAAGGGAUGCACCACCUUUUGUUCUCACUCUUUGA
Messenger RNA from Fraxinus pennsylvanica, 2028 nucleotides. NCBI's taxonomy places the organism in Eukaryota, Viridiplantae, Streptophyta, Magnoliopsida, Lamiales, Oleaceae. The record is from the annotation of a GenBank genome assembly.